UUAAGGGGGUUGCUUUUGCAAGAACUUUUAAUAAGCAUGCCUGGGCUGUUUGGACAUGUUGUCAGGGCGAGGCAUGUGAAAGAGCUUCAGGUAUACUGAACAGGUACUUGAAGUGAUAGCACUCAUGAACCGGUGAGGUAAGAAAGACUUGGAGUUUGAGUCUCUGAGAAGCUAUAUUCCCCGUGAACUGAAAACUAUGGCUGAAAAGGAGUGAAGGAGAGGAGUAAAGGAGUUGAUUAGUAUGAAUAAAUCCCACAUCAAUGGACAACCAACGAUGACCGACGCAACACAUCUUGCAUACCUAUCAGAAGAACUGAUUUUUCUGAAACAUCUUUUGGGAAAAUGUUUAGACUGGAUGGGUACUGUUGCUCUGGCUAUAUUUUGUAUUCCUCUCUUCAUAAUAUUUCUUCUCUACGUUUCUGCUUUAUUCUUCCUAAUAUAUCAGAAGACUCAUAACCUGAAAGAAGAUUAUUACAGUAAUAUAUGGGAUGAUGCACGAUUGAUUUUAUCAACCAUGUGGGAUAAAUUUGCAAGAUUUUGGAAUGGUUAUGAACUACAUGGAACAGAAAACCUACCAGAUGGACCAGCUAUACUUAUUUAUUAUCAUGGUGCAAUACCUGUGGACUACCUGUACUUUUUAACCAGAUACUUUCUUUUAAAACGUCGGUGUUGCUACUCAAUAGCAGAUGACUAUCUUUUCAAAUUUCCAGGCAUUAAAUCUUUAGCAAGCGUGAUGCGCAUUUUGCCUUGCUCAAAGGAAGAAUGUUUAAAUAUUCUAAAAAAUGGCCAUCUACUGGGAAUUUCUCCAGGAGGAGUUCGAGAAGCACUCUUUAGUGAUGAAUCUUACAAACUUGUAUGGCAUAAACGUAAAGGUUUUGCUCAUCUGGCUUUAGAUGCUAAAGUGCCCAUCAUUCCAAUGUAUACACAAAAUGUACGGGAAGGAUAUAGGGUCUUUGGGCGAACAACAUUAGCAAGGUGGGUAUAUGAACAUAGUCGACUGCCUAUCCUUCCUCCAUAUGGUGGAUUACCAGUCAAAUUUCGUACAUAUAUUGGAGAACCCAUUCCAUAUGAUCCAAAUAAUACUGCUGCAGAAUUAGCUGCUAAGACAAAGGCUGCACUUCAGUCAUUAAUUCGAAAGCACCAACAAAUUCCUGGGAACAUGUUUAAAGCACUUAUGGACAGAUUUCACAAUGAAAAAGAAAAGGACUGAAUUGGAUUUUUACUACCAUUAUGUAUUGUUUUAUUUUUAAUUCCAGGAAAAGAUAGAGAUGCUUAGGAAAAAUUCUACCUCAAGUGUCAAAGCACUUUGACCAGCAUGGGAUAUUCAUCAUAUGCCUGGAAGUGGGGACUGGCAUUGGCUGCUCUGAUUUAGGCUGAAAAAACAUUUGUCCUAUUACAUUACAUUAAAUUAUAUUGUAAAUUAUGAAAAGUUUCUCUUGGUCAAGAGAUAUGUUGAUAGGCAAAAUAUUCCUACAAAGUGUUUUCAAAAAAUUAUUUUUAAAAUACAUGAUUGGGUAGUAUUUUCAUUAGAAUUCACUAAAUUCAUAUUCUAGUUCUGCAAACCUCCCAAAGUCUAAUGUGCAUGAAAAUGAUAGGCUGGAAGCAUUGAACUGGGAAUUCAAUUUAACAAACUCAUGUUUUGAAGGGGGUAGUUGUGUUAAUAUUGCACGCUAUCCACCAAAUAUUCAAAGUAAGCACAUUAGGUGUUGUUUGUUUUUACCACUAUGGCUGAGCCUUGAAAUAAUGUGGAUAGUAGAAACACAUCAGAGACAGAAAGUACAAUGUGAGAGUGUCAGACUUGGCUCAGGGAGAUCCACAUUCAAAUUUCUGCAUGGUUAUGUUAUUGAAUUGAUUUUGGUCAGUCGUGUGCAGGGUGGUGAUAGAGAAAAAUUAAGAGCGGAAAGUGGUUAUGCACAUUGCUUGUGUCAUAAGGUUGAAUACCCUUUAUCCAGAAAUCCAAAAUUGGAAAUGCUUCAAAAUUCAGAAUCAUCUACAUGGUGGACUGAGAUAGAAACAUUUGCUUUCUGAAUAUUUAAUGCACAAAUGUUGUUCCAUGCAUAAAGUUAUUAAUAAUAUUGUAUAAAGUGUUUAUGAAACAUAAUUAAUAUCAUGUUUAGACUUGGGCCCCAUCUCCAAAAUAUAUCUUUAUGUAUAUAUUUGCAAAAAAACAAAAACAAAACCCAAAUCCAAAACACUCCUGUUUCCAAGCAUUUCAGAUAAGAAAUACUCAACAUGUACAAAUAAAUGAUAUUUCAUAAUAA
Molecule: messenger RNA, 2261 nt
Organism: Anolis sagrei ordinatus
Lineage: Eukaryota; Metazoa; Chordata; Lepidosauria; Squamata; Anolidae
Product: DGAT1/2-independent enzyme synthesizing storage lipids-like
Molecular function (GO): acyltransferase activity
Source: RefSeq, a predicted model, not a curated record